Messenger RNA from Cannabis sativa, 1232 nucleotides. RefSeq names its product E3 ubiquitin-protein ligase DIS1-like. Gene Ontology annotation, molecular function: ubiquitin conjugating enzyme binding; zinc ion binding; ubiquitin protein ligase activity. The record is from RefSeq and is a predicted model, not a curated record. Lineage: Eukaryota; Viridiplantae; Streptophyta; Magnoliopsida; Rosales; Cannabaceae. Gene Ontology annotation, cellular component: cytoplasm. Gene Ontology annotation, biological process: proteasome-mediated ubiquitin-dependent protein catabolic process; multicellular organism development. The transcript is spliced from 4 exons. Bases 311 to 1144 code for a protein of 277 amino acids.
UUUCUAAAUUCAACUCUUUCCAUACAUAUAUAAAUUAUAAUCAUAAGUUAAUAACAUUCAUAGCCUGAAACACCAAGAUCUUCUUAACUGGCUCCAAGAUUUGAAAACCAAAAAAAGUUGGAUUAAUCAACUCUUUGAAGUUGGGUUUUGACAUUAAGCUGUGUACUCAUCUGGGUAUAAGCCAAUUCUUGCUCAUUUUUCUUAGCCUAUUCUAAAUACUAUUCUACUCACUCACAAUCACAUUGACUCAAAAUCAUCAUAUUCUGGUCUUGCUGAUUCUUGGUUAAGAUUUUUCCAUUUGUUAAACACAAUGUUUGGUUCGAAUGAAACUGAAAUUUCUUUGGGUAGAAAACUUGAAGAGCUAAUUGAAUGUCCUGUUUGCAAGAGUGUAAUGUAUCCACCAAUUCAACAGUGCUCGAAUGGCCACCCGUUAUGUUCAAGAUGCAAAUCAUUCGUAAAUCGCUGCCCUACAUGCCGAAGGGCGCUCGGGAACAUAAGAUGCUUGGUACUAGAGCAAAUGGCAGAGUCAUUUCAACUCUCGUGUGCAUACGAAUUGUUUGGUUGCAACGCCAAAUUCCCUUACCCGAACGGUUUAAAACAUGAGAAAAAUUGCGAACAUCGCCUAUUCAAUUGUCCUAAUCCUGUUUUAGGAAAAUCUUGUUCUUUCUGUGGUAACAUCUCAUCUCUUUUGAACCAUCUUAAAAGUCAUCACAAAGUUCCAAUCUACCAUGGACAAAUCUACAUGGUUACCUAUGUCGGUUUUCAUAUUCGGCCUCCAAUUCCUGCAUGGAAAAUGAUUGUUCUGAGGUGUUUUGAGAGCUAUUUCUGCUUGUAUUUUCGACAAGUAGAGCUUUUUCGUAGAGGGCUUUGUUACAUGGCCUUUGUUCAAUUCAUGGGGGACGACGAUGAGGCGACUCGAUUCACAUUCAAAAUGCGCGUUUCUGGCUACGAAAGAAGCGUGUCGUGGAAAGGAAAGCCGCGAGGCAUCCAAGUUAGUCAUCGCGAAAUUCAUAACAACGAAAAUGGAAUAGUCAUUCCAAUCCAAUUCGUACACUACUUGUUGGCGGGUGGCCAUUCUUUGUCACUGAGAGUAGAGUUUAGUAUGGAAACAUUUUCUUCAACUAAAGUUAUCAAGAUUUCUUAGCUAAUUUUUUUAUCUAUGUAUGAAACAAUUAUAAUUUGUUUGUUUCAUGAUGUUUACAUAAUACCAUUUUGAUCUUAAUUCAAGAAAA